CUCAAGUCUCAAGUCUAAACCUCACUUUGGCCUUUUCUUCCAGUUGGAAGGAAAAGCUCUCCUUUUCAACAAAUUUUAACACUUCUCUUCUCUCUCUCUCUCUCUCUCUCUCUCUCUCAGCUCAGAGUUCACACUACACCACCGUCACUCUUCAUUUCUACAGAUCCACCACCCUGUUCCUCUCUCUAGCUCUUGCUCCCUCCAAACAUGUCUCGUUUCUCAAUUCUCACGUUUCUCCUGCUACUCUUUCUGAGCACAGAAGCUUCCGUUCACGACUACAGAGGCGAACAUUUCGCCGCCAAGGGCAACGCGUUUGUCAUACAUGGAGGCAGCGAAGGAAUCUACUCAACUACUCCCAAUUCCAACGAAACUUCACCUUCUGCUUCAAAUGGCGACUCUUACAUUCGGUUUGAUAGAGUCACAUUCCGUAGAACGAAGGAAUUCUCAAACUUUAGCUCGUGGCCUAUUCAAGCUGUUGUUUUUGAGGUUGAAGAUAGAGAGACAAUUGGUGGUUCAGCGUAUGGGGGUCAAAGGGCUGUCUGUUGCACCGGUGAUCUAGCAAAACUCGGUGUGUGUGCUGAGGGGCAGGUAAUUUACCGCCCUUCUCAGGUGAAUUCUGAUUGGCCUAAAGUUUUUGGUGUCCCUUUUGAAACGGAUGAUGAAGUAGCAGUGCUGCCGACGAAAUCAAUACAAAUCACGAAAACUGGGAUGUAUAAUUUGUAUUUCAUCCAUUGUGACACAAGGCUUAAAGAUUUGGCUGUAGAAGGGAAAACUGUAUGGAAAAAUCCCUCUGGCUAUCUUCCUGGUAGAAUGGCACCUAUGAAAAUUUUCUACCAGUUCAUGUCUUUUGCAUUUGUGUUGCUUGGGCUCUUUUGGUUCUAUCAAUAUGUUAGAUUUUGGAAGGAAGUAUUUCCACUGCAGAACUGCAUUACCCUAGUGAUAACCCUUGGCAUGUUUGAGAUGACUCUGUGGUACUUUGACUAUGCUGAAUUCAGUGAGACUGGAAUCAGGCCAACUGGGAUAACCAUAUGGGCUGUCACCUUUGGUACCGUUAAGCGAACCGUGGCACGUUUGAUCAUUUUAAUAGUAGCAAUGGGCUACGGUGUUGUGAGACCUACCCUUGGCGGCCUUACAUCAAAGGUUAUUAUGCUUGGAGGAACCUUCUUUGUCGCAUCUGAAGUUCUUGAGUUGGUGGAACAUGUCGGUGCCAUAAGUGAUCUUUCUGGAAAGGCAAAGCUUUUUUUGGUUCUUCCCUCUGCUGUAUUGGAUGUGUUCUUCAUUCUUUGGAUUUUCACCUCACUCUCUGCAACUUUAACUAAGCUUCAGGCAAGAAGGAUGAUGAUAAAAUUGGACAUGUAUAGGAAGUUCACUAAUGCUUUGGCAGUUGCUGUGAUCGUAUCUGUCGGCUGGAUAUGUUAUGAGCUUCAUUUCAAAUCAAAUGAUGUAUACAAUGAGAGAUGGCAGAAUGCAUGGAUCAUCCCAGCCUUUUGGCAAGUUCUGUCUUACUCUCUCCUGUGUGUUAUCUGUGCUCUUUGGGCACCAUCUCAAAAUUCAACAAGAUAUGCGUACCGUGGUGAUGAUGGAAGCGAUGAAUUUGAUAGGGAUGAAACUACUUUGACGCUCAUUAAACCGGCAUCUAUUUCUGCAAAGGAUGUUCGAAUUGUGCCAGAUGCUAGACCAGUGCAAGGUGGCAAUGGAGUUUCAAAUGAUGAUUUAGAAGAAGACAAGAGAGAAUAAGCUAGAGAAUGUAGCUCACAUUUUAUAAUUUCAUUGCAUCCAUCCUGAAAAUUAGCUGACUCUUUUCCUUUUAUUCUUUUAUUUACUUUACUAGUCUUCUUUGUUUUCAUUUGUUGCAUAUUUAGCUAGCUGUUCCUUACAAUAUUGGAUUACAUGAUAGAGUUUUUCGUGUUCCUGUGAUUGGUAUGCAUAAGAGUAUGAUUCUGUUACCUCUUACAAAGGAAAUUCUCUUCAAUUAUGAGAUAUUUAAUGUA
Molecule: messenger RNA, 1991 nt
Organism: Lotus japonicus
Lineage: Eukaryota; Viridiplantae; Streptophyta; Magnoliopsida; Fabales; Fabaceae
Exons: 5
Coding region: 208-1737 (509 amino acids)
Biological process (GO): transport
Cellular component (GO): membrane; Golgi apparatus
Source: RefSeq, a predicted model, not a curated record